GCAACAGCGCCCAUAACUGCAGCUCCUCAUGGGCCUCUGGUCAGCCAGCGUCGUCUUCCUCCCGGUGACGAGUAACAAGCGACAGAGCGGAAGCCAGAGUGGCCACCAGAAAACGGCAACUUCCGCUGCGCGGCAUCGUGGGAAGUGGCGUUGGCCCCGAGUCCAGCAGCGCUGCCGCCUCUGCGCCUGCGCGCGGCUCGCGCCGGAAGUCCAGACGUCUUGUUGGAUUUAUCUCCUGAUCCUCACACUAAAUAGAAAGCUCCAGGAAGGAAGGAUGGGUGAGGCUCUGCAUACAGUAGCAGCUCAGUGAACCUUUACCAAAGAGGAGAAAGGAUUCCAUGAACAGACCAAGACCCUAAAUAAUGGUGUUUGGUUUUACAGAGGAGAUACAACACACCAAAAACUCUUUGCCUUGGAUUGGGGACUUAGGUAGGAGAGACUACCAGCAGAAAACGAAACCUAUAGGUAGCUGGAAAUGGUUGAGAUGGAACAGGCUGAGGCCCAGCUCUCUGAGUUAGACCUGCUGGCCAGCAUGUUCCCUGGUGAGAAUGAGCUCAUAGUGAAUGACCAGCUGGCUGUUGCAGAACUGAAAGAUUGCAUUGAAAAGAGGUCAAUGGAGGGGCGAUCUUCGAAAGUGUACUUUACAAUCAACAUGAACCUAGAUGUAUCUGCAGGAGCAAUGGUGGUGUUUUCUCUGGCCUGUAUUCUUCCCUUUAAAUACCCUGCAGUCCUGCCUGAAAUCACUGUCAGGUCACUAUCGUUAAGUAGAUCCCAGCAGACUCAGCUGAACACAGAUCUGACCGCACACCUGCAGAAGAAUUGCCUCGGAGAUGUCUGUGUGUUGCACGCCGCUGACUGGGUGAGAGAACACGCCCCUGGCUAUGUCAGCAGAGACACCGCCCCUCUUCCCACUCCAGCAGGUGCAGUCCCGCCCACCCUUCUCGUUCUCACGAGACUCUGGAUCUAUAGCCAUCACAUCUACAACAAAGGCAAAAGGAAGCAUAUUCUGGAGUGGGCGAAGGAGCUUUCCCUGUCUGGGUUCAGCAUGCCAGGGAAACCAGGUGUUGUCGGUGUGGAAGGCCUACAAAGUGCUUGUGAAGAAUUCUGGUCCAGGCUCAGAAAAUUAAACUGGAAGAGAAUUUUGAUUCGCCACCGAGAAGACAUUCCUUUGGAUGGCACAAAUGAUGAAAUGGAAAGACAAAGAAAAUUUUCAGGUUUUGAAGAAAAAGUGUUCAGUGUUAAUGGAGCCAGAGGAAACCACAUGGACUUUGGUCAGCUGUAUCAGUUUUUAAAUGCCAAAGGGUGUGGGGAGGUUUUCCAGAUGUUCUUCGGUGUGGAAGGACAAUAACUGAGUAGAGGAGCAGUUGGAAGUAUUUUGUCACUGUUGGCCACUUGUUUUUUUUUUUACCCACUCUUUCUUGAAACAUUAAUUUUACUUCCAUCCCAUUCUAGAAUGUUAGGAGUAAAAAAGAAAAAGUAGUACAGCGGAAGUGCAUCUGUUAAAAAUAUGUCUUGGUCGAAAACAGAACUGAGUUUUAAGUUAUAAUCUUAAAAUUAUUGACAGGAAUUUCUUGCUAUAUAUACCAUUUUGAAAGAGAAAUUAAUUUUACUUGAGUUAGAUUGUGUUGGUGACCCACCCAUUCUCCACCCCCUGCCCUUCCCCUUCCCCCGUGAGUUCUCCCGGCCUCUCGGGCAGCUCGGGUGACUUUGGCUGGGGGACGCCUGGGAAGACUUUUGCUUCCUGAGUGACACGAUGGACACAGCGAGGGCACCUCUGCUCCCUCUUCCCGCAGCAACGCUGCGGCGGCUGCUGGAGCUGCAGUAGUCCCUUCAGCCAUGAGGGCAGGAAGGGCCCAGAGAGCCGCUGAGAUGCCACUGCAUGUUGUCAAGCUGCGCCAGCCCCUGCCUAUCUCUAGACAGCUUGUUGUGAAAUAAAAACAAUUUUACGUAUA
Phyllostomus discolor (pale spear-nosed bat) is the source of this 1952-nucleotide messenger RNA. RefSeq names its product RWD domain containing 2B (gene RWDD2B). The coding region runs from base 476 to 1348 and encodes 290 amino acids. Gene Ontology annotation, molecular function: protein binding. The transcript has 7 exons. The record is from RefSeq and is a predicted model, not a curated record. Lineage: Eukaryota; Metazoa; Chordata; Mammalia; Chiroptera; Phyllostomidae.